Molecule: messenger RNA, 258 nt
Organism: Adineta steineri
Lineage: Eukaryota; Metazoa; Rotifera; Eurotatoria; Adinetida; Adinetidae
Source: the annotation of a GenBank genome assembly
AUGUAUAUGACAUAUAUUUGUAUACUUAUUGCUCUUCUAUCAGUUUUAUCAAAUGAUGCUUUUCCAUAUUCAUUCUAUUCGGAUGAUAUACCAUCAUCAUCAUUAGAUACGAAUUUGUAUCCAAGACGACGAGAAGUAUUUGAUCCAUAUGGUUUCAAUUCAAUAUUAAGUCGAUUUGUUAAACGUGAUCAAAUGCAUAAAAUACAGAAAAGAAAAAUUAUUCGUUUAAUAAGACAAGAUAUAUAUGAUAUUAUUUGA